Messenger RNA from Lathyrus oleraceus (garden pea), 3183 nucleotides. RefSeq names its product receptor-like protein 7. The record is from RefSeq and is a predicted model, not a curated record. The coding region runs from base 62 to 3055 and encodes 997 amino acids. The transcript has a single exon. Lineage: Eukaryota; Viridiplantae; Streptophyta; Magnoliopsida; Fabales; Fabaceae. Gene Ontology annotation, molecular function: protein binding.
UAGAAAAACACAUCUUCAUUCUCAAGCCAUUAGACAAAGGCUACUCAUAAAUUCCAGCACUAUGAGAUCACACAUAUUCUUUUGGCUUUUCUUUAUGCCAUUCAGCUUAAUAAGUUCCAGCACUUACAAUUUUGCGGCGAAUGGCUAUUGUCUUGAUCAUGAACAUUCCUUGUUACUCCAUUUGAAAAACAACCUGAUAUUCAACCCCAUGAAAUCUUCAAAGCUAGUUCAUUGGAACCAAAGUGAUGAAGAUUGUUGCCAAUGGCAUGGAGUAACAUGCAAAGAUGGACAUGUUACAUCCCUUGAUCUUAGCCAUGAGUCCGUCUCAGAAGGACUUAAUGACUCAAGUGCUCUUUUCAGCCUGCAAUAUCUGCAGAGUUUGAAUUUAGCUUUUAAUGACUUUCAUUCUAUGAUUCCUCAAGAGCUGCAUCAACUGCAGAAUUUGAGGUAUCUAAACUUGUCAAAUGCUGGCUUUGAAGGACAGGUCCCAACAGAAAUUUCUCACCUCACAAAGUUGGUUACUCUUGAUUUGUCUUCUUCAAUUACCUCAAAUCACAGCUUAAAACUUGAGAAUCCAAAUAUAGAGAUGCUAGUGGAAAGCCUCACAGAUAUCACUGAAUUGUAUCUAGAUGGUGUAGCAAUAUCGUCUAGCGGGGAUGGAUGGGCUCGUGCUUUAUCUUUAUUGAAAGGGCUUCGUGUUUUGAGCAUGUCUUCAUGCAAUCUCUCCGGACUGAUUGAUUCUUCACUAGCUAAGCUCACCCAACUCAUUUAUAUCGACUUAUCUUCCAAUAAUCUCACAGGUCCACUCCCUUCUUUCAAUAGGUCUAAGAAUCUCACAUAUAUAUCCUUCUUUCUCAACCAUUUAAGUGGAGAAUUACCAUCUGACCAUUUCGAGGGCCUCAGUAAUCUUGUAAGCAUCGAUUUAGGCUUCAAUUCUUUCAACGGGAGCGUGCCCCCGUCGGUGCUUAAGCUCCCAUAUUUGCGAGAGCUAAAACUUCCCUAUAAUCAACUCAGUGGUGUUUUGGGUGAGUUUGACAAUGCAUCUUCAUCUGUAUUGGAGAUACUUGAUUUAACCAGUAAUAAUUUGGAAGGUCCUAUUCCUUUGUCUGUCUUUAACCUUAAAACACUUAGUUUCGUUCAACUUUCAUACAACAAGUUUAACGGCACGAUAAAGUUGGACCUCAUUAGAAGGUUAACUAAUUUAACUAUAUUAGGCCUCUCACAUAACAAUCUUUUUAUCGAUGUCAAUUUCAAAUAUCAUCAUGACUUGUCACCCUUUCCCAAGAUGAGAAUUCUACUGUUGGAUUCUUGCAAGAUAAGAGAAAUUCCUAGUUUCUUGAGAAACCAGUCCACGUUAUUAUCGAUUCACCUAUCUGAAAACAAGAUCGAAGGACUCAUACCUAGUUGGAUUUGGCAACUUGAUUCUCUCAUUACUUUGAAUCUUUCCCGGAAUAAUUUGACAGGUUUGGAGGGAAGUGAUUUGAAUUUCAGUUCUAACCUUAUAAUGGGUGAUUUUAGUUAUAACCAACUCCAAGGACCCAUUUCUUUCAUUCCAAAGUAUGCAAUAUAUUUAGACUACUCAAGCAACAGAUUCAGCUCUUUCGUUCCACCCGAUAUUGGAAACCAUCUCCCUUACAUACGUAUGUUGUUUCUUUCAAACAACAAUUUUUCGGGACAAAUCCAUGAAUCUUUUUGUAAUGCAUCGACUCUAAACUUGCUAGACCUUUCCCACAAUAACUUUGUUGGGACUAUUCCAAAGUGUUUCUCAGCACUGAGUAGUAGUCUUAAGAUGCUGAAUUUAGGUGGAAACAAGCUCCGAGGUCAUAUUCCUAGUACUAUGUUUCAGAAUUCAUGUGCGUUAAGGUUUUUGAAUCUAAACGACAAUCUUUUAGGCAGUACUAUACCAAAAUCCUUGGUCAAUUGCCAAGAACUACAAGUACUUAACCUUGGGAAGAAUGCAUUGACAGGAAAAUUUCCAUGUUUUUCGAGUAAAAUAUCCACUUUGAGAGUCAUGAUUUUAAGGUCAAAUAAGUUCCAUGGGUCUAUUGAAUGCCCUAAAUGCAUUGGUGAAUGGAAGAUGCUUCAUAUCGCUGAUCUAGCCUCUAAUAACUUCAGUGGCAAGUUAUCAGCUGCACUCUUAAAUAGAUGGAAAGCAAUGAUGCGCGAUGAAGCCGAGCUCGGUCCAGAAUUUGGUCAUUUGUUUUUAGAUAUCGUUGAUAUCUUUCAGCCUAUGCGUUUCAAGGACGUACUACAAAAUUUGAACAAACGUCUAUCUAUGAAAGUGGCUACACUUGUUGCAAAUAUGCCUCGCUCCAUUCUUGACCAGGCAUACGUUGAUGGUAAUACGAUUUUGGCGGAUCUUGCUCGUUAUCAAGAUUCAAUCAUUAUUGUUAACAAAGGCCAACAGAUGAAGCUAGUCAAAAUUCAAAGUGCCUUCACUUACAUUGAUAUGUCGAACAACUACUUGGAGGGGCCAAUACCUAAUGAGCUAAUGCAAUUCAAGGCAUUAAAUGCUUUGAACUUGUCACAUAAUGCAUUCUUGGGCCAUAUACCAUCAUCUGUGGGGAGUUUGAAGAAUCUUGAGUCAAUGGACUUGUCAAACAACUCCUUGAAUGGAGAGAUUCCUCGAGAGCUUUCAAGUCUAUCUUUCCUCGACUAUAUGAACCUCUCGUUCAAUCAUUUGGCGGGGGAAAUUCCAUUAGGUACUCAAAUUCAAUCAUUUGAUGUAGAUUCCUUUAAAGGGAAUGAAGGAUUAUGUGGACCUCCAUUGACCAACAAAUGCGACUAUGAUGGAAUGCAGGGGUUGCCACCAGCAGCAUCUGAAACACCUCAUUCUCAGAAUGAGAGUUCAAUUGAUUGGAGUUUCUUAAGUAUGGAGUUGGGGUUGAUUUUUGGGUUUGGUAUUUUCAUCCUCCCUGUUAUUUGCAUGAACAAAUUGAGGUUGUGGUAUUUCAAACAUGUAGAUGAAAUGCUUUACAGGUUCAUCCCUUGUCUUGAUUUUGUGUAUGAACAACAUGAAGGAAAGAGAUAUAGAACUCUAAGUUUGAGGUACUGACAAUUGGAUUCUUGGAUUUAAUACUUUUGCUUCACCAAUUUGCACUCUAUAGUUUAUGUGUUCUUAUUGCAUCCAUUAAUAAAGGUUGAGCCUUGUUGAGUUGUAAAUCAGAUUUGUCAUUUGCAUAC